Molecule: messenger RNA, 255 nt
Organism: Medioppia subpectinata
Lineage: Eukaryota; Metazoa; Arthropoda; Arachnida; Sarcoptiformes; Oppiidae
Source: the annotation of a GenBank genome assembly
AUGAGUAAUAAUAAGUCGGCGAAGAGUUAUACCAUCGAUGAAGUGGCGAAACACAAGACUAAAGAUUCGCUUUGGAUAAUAAUAAGUGGCGAAGUGUUUGAUGUGACAAAGUUUGUGGCCAAACAUCCGGGAGGUUGUGAUCCCAUUAUGAACUUCGCCGGAAAGGACGCCACCAAUGCUUUCGUCGGCACUCAUUCAGACAAUGCGGACAAACUUAAAACUCAAUACAAAAUCGGUGUCAUUAAAAAGCCAUAG